AAAAUCAGUGAAAUUGACUACUAUUAGUGCAUAUUUAACGUUUUAAAUCCAUAUAAAUAAAAAUGUGUGAUGCAAAAAUCAAAGAUUUAGUCAAAAAGCGUGGUUCGAUUAAGUCAAGACUUACACAAUUUUCAACAUUUUUAUCAUUAUUAAAUAGUGGUGAACACCUAAGUGAUAUACAAAUAAAGGAGUUAGAGUGUCGUUUUCGUAAGAUCGAACAGUUAUAUGGUGAUUUCGAAAGCCUGCAGUCAGAAAUCGAAGCACUAACAGACCCUCCAGAGACGGCCUACCAAGAUCGUGAAGCCUUCGAUGGAAUAUACUUCAGUAAAGGCAGUACACCUCGAGCUGGUAACCGAUCUUACAAAAGAGGCCUAUCUAGCUUGUCUGAAUCGAUUUACAUCGAGGCGUGGAAAGCCGGAAACCAUUUACUCUGACAACGCGUCCACGUUCAUAGGUGCCUCAAAUGAGCUCGCGCAGUUCCUCAAAAGCAGCGUAGACUACGUGCAAGCACAACUAGUUGAACAAGGUAUUAACUUUAAAUAUAUUCCAGCGUAUAGUCCUCAUUUUGGCGGUAUCUGGGAAGCCGCUGUUAAGUCAGUUAAACACCAUUUGCGCAGAGUGCUUUCUUUGACUCACUUUGAUUAUGAAGAAAUGGCGACCUGCUUAGCGCAGAUAGAGGCAGUUUUAAAUUCGCGUCCCCUCACACCUUUAUCCACAGACCCUUCCGACCUUUCCUAUUUAUCUCCAUCUCACUUCCUCAUCGGACGACCACUGUUAGCAACAGCACGGGCAAACCUCCUAGACAAAGAAGUCAAUCGUCUCCAGCGAUAUCAACGAGUGGAGAAACUUCGUCAACACUUUUGGCAGAGAUAUUCGUUGGAAUACGUUUCGUUGCUUCAAACUAAAGGCAAAUGGAGGCAAUCAAUGGACAAACUAAAGAUCGGAGCCCUCGUCUUAGUAAAGGAUCGCACACAGCCACCUCUUCUUUGGCUUAUGGGUCGAGUCACAAACAUCAUUUACGGCGGCGACUCCAUCGGCAGGGUGGCUCAACUGAACACGAAGAAAGGCAUUAUCACGCGAGCCUUCAACAACAUAUGCCCGCUUCCCUUGGACGACAUCAGCCCGGGGGGGAGCAUGUUGUGAAACAACAAAUAAAUUUCAGAGGAUAAAAUACUCGACCACAAUAACCUCAUUAUUAUCAUUUUAUCCUCUGAGUAAAAGUACAAUGACGUAAAACGUCAUUUCAUAACAUGUCAAAAUAAAUAGACAAGAAAACAAAGUGACAGACGUCAAUUCAUAUAAAACGUCACACACACAUUAGGAACAGACCUCAUCAACGACGGACUCAUAAAACUUACAUAUCAAAUUCUGCAACAUCAUUCAUAUAUUCAAAAAUAGAAUCAAGAAGAAGCAAGAAAACCGAAGAUAGAAACCUGCACCUAUAAAAUAUUAUAGUCAGUAUUCAACAGA
This is a messenger RNA of Bicyclus anynana (squinting bush brown), 1470 nucleotides long. RefSeq lists its product as uncharacterized. Gene Ontology annotation, biological process: DNA integration. Lineage: Eukaryota; Metazoa; Arthropoda; Insecta; Lepidoptera; Nymphalidae. The transcript has 2 exons. The record is from RefSeq and is a predicted model, not a curated record. The coding region runs from base 310 to 1143 and encodes 277 amino acids. Gene Ontology annotation, molecular function: nucleic acid binding.